UGUCAUUAAAAGCGCGGCGUGUCUGCUUAAAAUAGGGCAUUCGGAAACUUGGUAGCUAGUUGUGUUCUCUGAGGCUUGUUCAUCGGACGUUAGUAUGGUUCGCGAAGUGAAAAACCUGGAAGAGUUCCAGAGCAUCCUGAAGGAAGCUGGAGACAAGCUGGUGGUGGUGGACUUCACAGCCACAUGGUGCGGCCCCUGCAAACAGAUUGCCCCACUGUUUGCUCAAAUGGCGGCUGAUGACGAUAACAAGAACGUGAUUUUCCUGAAGGUGGACGUCGAUGAGGCAGAGGAUGUGAGCUCAUCUUGUGGAAUCAGCUGCAUGCCCACCUUCCACUUUUACAAGAAUAACCAGAAGGUACACGAGUUCUCUGGUGCCAACGUAAACACGCUAAAGGAAAAAGUAGUAGAGCUGAGAUAAGAAGUCCAGUUGACACACCCAUGUUGUAAAAGGAGGAGGAAAAAUGCCUCACAGUAGAAGCUGUUACCCUCUGUACAUUCCUCAUAUCUAUGAAGUCUAUCCCAAACAGGCAAUAAAAUAUCCACAUAUCCCAUAAUAGUUUAGUGUGUCUGUGUUAACAACAGGAUGAAAUAUGAAGCCGAUCACUUAAUUUAAUUCUACUUAAACUCCUUUGUAUGUCAAUGUGCUCGACAAGGUGGUUUUAAUAAAUGAACUGCAAUUAA
Messenger RNA from Maylandia zebra (zebra mbuna), 681 nucleotides. Its product is annotated as thioredoxin. Lineage: Eukaryota; Metazoa; Chordata; Actinopteri; Cichliformes; Cichlidae. The record is from RefSeq and is a predicted model, not a curated record. Gene Ontology annotation, molecular function: protein-disulfide reductase activity.